Messenger RNA from Rhododendron vialii, 2090 nucleotides. Its product is annotated as plastidial pyruvate kinase 2. Gene Ontology annotation, biological process: glycolytic process. The record is from RefSeq and is a predicted model, not a curated record. The coding region runs from base 123 to 1829 and encodes 568 amino acids. The transcript is spliced from 12 exons. Gene Ontology annotation, cellular component: cytoplasm; chloroplast stroma. NCBI's taxonomy places the organism in Eukaryota, Viridiplantae, Streptophyta, Magnoliopsida, Ericales, Ericaceae. Gene Ontology annotation, molecular function: pyruvate kinase activity; potassium ion binding; magnesium ion binding.
AAACGAAUAUUUCCGUUUUCUCAACCGUCUCUGCAUAAGAAGUUCCGAUACAAACUCUUUAAAAAAAAAGAAGUUCCGAUACAAACGAAGUCUCAUUUCUCUCUCUCUCUCUCUCUCCAACAAUGGCACAGGUAGCGGCGGCCAUUCGACCGAUUCACAGCUCCUUAGCGAGCCCUAGCUCUGUAUCCCUCCAAACCCAAGUCCAGAACAUCAAACCUUCUUCUUUUUCCUCCAAAGUACAGGCUCCAGCAUCACGAAAGAGCCACAGAUCUUUCCGCAUUGCAUCCCCGAUCGCAGCAACGAUAUCCACCUCAGAGGUCAUUCCUGUAUCACCGGUAGAUGUACCAAAGAUAGAAGAGCAAAUUCAGCAGCUAGGUGAAACUUCUGUGAGUUUGUUGUCGAAGCAGAUAGCGAGACGGAAGACAAAGAUUGUUUGCACAAUUGGUCCUUCCACCAACACCAGGGAAAUGAUAUGGAAGUUGGCUGAGGCUGGAAUGAAUGUUGCUCGUCUGAAUAUGUCCCAUGGGGACCAUGCAUCUCAUCAGAAAGUUAUUGAUUUGAUUAAAGAAUACAAUGCUCAAUGUGAAGGCAAUGUUAUUGCAAUCAUGCUUGAUACGAAGGGCCCUGAGGUUAGGAGUGGCGACUUGCCCCAGCCAAUCACCUUAGUAACUGGCCAAGAAUUCAGUUUCACGAUUAGAAGAGGAGUCGGUACCGCAGACUGUGUCAGUGUUAACUAUGAUGAUUUCGUCAAUGAUGUAGAGGCGGGUGACAUGCUUCUUGUUGAUGGGGGCAUGAUGUCAUUAAUGGUGAAGUCCAAGACAGGAGAUUCAGUAAAAUGCGAGGUGGUUGACGGAGGAGAGCUUCAAUCCAGACGACAUCUCAAUGUUCGAGGAAAAAGUGCUACGCUGCCAUCCAUCACUGAGAAGGACUGGGAUGACAUCAAGUUUGGCGUGGACAAUAAAGUUGACUUCUAUGCAGUUUCCUUUGUCAAAGAUGCUGAAGUGGUCUAUGAAUUGCAGAGUUACCUCCAAAGUUUCGGUGCUGAUAUACAUGUUAUUGUGAAAAUUGAAAGUGCAGAUGCUAUUCCAAAUCUGCAUUCUAUCAUCACAGCAUCUGAUGGAGCAAUGGUUGCAAGAGGAGAUCUUGGUGCAGAACUACCAGUUGAGGAAGUUCCACUGCUGCAGGAUGAGAUAAUCAGGAUAUGCCGCAGCAUGGGGAAAGCUGUUAUUGUGGCAACAAAUAUGCUGGAAAGCAUGAUUGUCCAUCCAACACCUACACGAGCAGAGGUGUCCGACAUUGCCAUGGCUGUUCGAGAGGGCGCUGAUGCAGUUAUGCUUUCUGGAGAAACUGCUCAUGGAAAGUUUCCUUUGAAAGCUGUCAAUGUUAUGCAUGCUGUAGCAUUACGGACUGAAUCAGACUUGGUUGCUGGGGAAACACCUGCUAAUCUUGGCCAAGCCUUCGAGAACCCAACGAGUGAGAUGUUCGCAUUUUAUGCAACAAAGAUGGCUAACAAUCUCGGAACCCCAAUUGUUGUCUUCACCAGAACUGCUUUCAUGGCCAUUUUACUGAGCCACUAUCGACCUUCUAGCACCAUAUUUGCCUUUACAAAUGAGAAGAGAAUACAACAAAGACUGGCUUUAUACCAAGGCGUAUGUCCCAUAUACAUGCAGUUCUCAGAUGAUGCUGAAGAAACCUUCACAAAUGCAAUGGCUGUGCUUCAGAAGCAAGGGACGGUGAAGGAAGGAGAGCAUGUCGCUCUCGUCAAGACCGGAAGGCAACCCAUCUGGCGCUUCGAAUCCACUCACAACAUUCAGAUCAGGAAAGUGUAGAUGGAACCUACAGAGAAAACACUCGCGACUACAAUGUCUCAGAUGUUUGAGCCUUAAUAUUUAUUCCAGUCCUUUCUCUCGCUGGAUCGCAGUUGUUGCUUGUAUGAACCUCUGUUUUUUCGCAGAAUCUCAUCCGUUUUCUUUUCUUAUUGUUUGUGUUUUUCAGUCAACUUAUUUUUUGCUGUGUCUCCAUAGUAAGCUUUUGUAAAGAGCUGCAGCUGAACGAAUGAAUGUUGAUAAUAAAAAGCAGUGUUAUCUCAA